Schizophyllum commune H4-8 is the source of this 240-nucleotide messenger RNA. RefSeq lists its product as uncharacterized. The transcript has a single exon. The record is from RefSeq and is a predicted model, not a curated record. Lineage: Eukaryota; Fungi; Basidiomycota; Agaricomycetes; Agaricales; Schizophyllaceae. The annotation marks the transcript as partial.
GCUGUGGUCGCUGUUGUGACCUUGUAUCUCUCCCCAGGCUACUGGAAACAACCGUACCACACGUCGAAGCUGUCUGGGCAGGAAUGGGUUGAUGAACUCAUGAAUGGCCACCCCGAUCGCAUUCACAAUGAGCUGGGCAUGCAUCUUCAUGUCUUUGUCAUUUUUGUGGCACACCUCCGAGAGCUGGGCCUGGAGAAUCCCCGGGAUCAUGUCUCUCUCGAGGAGCAGGCAGCAAUCUAU